UAUGUCAGAAGAAUAAGCAGUGGAUUUUACUUUUAGUAGUUUGUUACCAACAGCAGAAAAGUUAAUGACAUGGCUUACAUAUUCUACUCUAUUUGGUUUAAUAUCCUUCCCCUUGAUUGCAUUGACCAUUGAUCAAUAAUUGUAUUUAUGUUAUUUAUAAAUAGUGCUUUUCAUUUUUGGAUCUUAACUUUUCUUGAUGCAGGAUUAUUAUUCACUUUACUUUAUUUGAAAGGUUAGCUUAGUUAAAUAGAGAGAGAAAAAAAUGAAUUCACUUAAGAUGAAUCCAAAAAAUCUUAAAAAAAGAAGAAGCCAUUAGAAAAUGAAAAAAAUAAAGUUGCUUAGAAAGCAAAGAAGGAAUCAUAAAAACAUAAUUCAAUGAAUUACAAUAAAGCAGUAGGAAAAUAGAAAUCAUUCCAAUAAAGAAAAUGAUUU
Paramecium pentaurelia is the source of this 432-nucleotide messenger RNA. NCBI's taxonomy places the organism in Eukaryota, Ciliophora, Oligohymenophorea, Peniculida, Parameciidae. The record is from the annotation of a GenBank genome assembly.